This is a messenger RNA of Porites evermanni, 717 nucleotides long. The record is from the annotation of a GenBank genome assembly. Lineage: Eukaryota; Metazoa; Cnidaria; Anthozoa; Scleractinia; Poritidae.
AUGGAUCGUACCGUGUCUUUCAAGUCUGGCGUACCAUCGUCCAGUGACCUUCUCCUCAUUGCUUCAGGGCUUGGUAGCUCCUGGAAGAUGCUUGGUCGAAUCCUGUGCCUUCCUGAACCUGUUUUAGAACAGAUGGAGGAGGACGAGCGCCAUUUGCAUGAAAAAAGCUACGGUGUGUACCAAAUAAAUAACAGUAAGAUAGGUUGAUAGAUCCCAUCACAUGAGUAUGAUUACACACUAAAUAGGGUGAUAUGAGAAAGAAACCAAGUGUCUAGAAUCAGUCUGCCAGUUAUUGAUCAAAUUUUACCCGGGUAUUGAUUGAUUCUGGUAUUCAACAUACCGAAAUGUGGAAGACAUCCAAACGUACAAUCAGUCACAUAUGCAUCCAUGAACGAGUAGAAUUUUUACCCUACCGUUGGAUUUUGCCAAGAAACGUUAUAUUUUUCACGAUCAUUUCAAGCGGUCCUUUUUCGUUGUAAUGCCAUUAUAUUGAGAGAACUGUGUAGUGAACAAGGCUUCUACCUUGCUCCCUAUACAUUUACGCCACACAACUCUUUUCAACACUUUGUCCAAUUUACAGCUGUGUUAAAGAAGUGGAUACAAACAGCCGGACCCGCCGCAUCGUAUAAGUGCCUGGCUCAAGCCUUACAGCAUCCUAUUGUAAGACGAUCAGAACUGGCAACCAAGUAUUGUCAUGAACGCAUUGACACUGGUUAG